AUGGAGAGCAGCAAGAUGCACACUGCUGCUGCGCUGCGGGGACUCAGCAGCAGCACGAAAAGACAACCCCACAAAAAAGAAACUGCUGUUGCAGCAACAGCAGCACUUUUUUCUUUUUCCCGCAGCAUCCAAGACAGCAGCUGUACGUACACCGCGUUGAAGCCCGCCCACCGCACCCGCAGAAACCCCACAAGCAGCAAAAAGCUCAGGCCUGCGCACACCCACACGCAGCAACGCGCUUCAGCAGCAGCAGCAGCGGCAGCAGCAGCAGCAGCAGCAGCAGCGGGGCGGUGGGAGCAGCAGCAGGGGCAGUGGGAGCAGCAGCAGCAGGGGCAGUGGGAGCAGCAGCAGCAGGGGCAGUGGGACCAGCAGCAGCAGCAGGGGUAG
Eimeria tenella is the source of this 387-nucleotide messenger RNA. RefSeq lists its product as uncharacterized. The transcript has a single exon. Bases 1 to 387 code for a protein of 128 amino acids. NCBI's taxonomy places the organism in Eukaryota, Apicomplexa, Conoidasida, Eucoccidiorida, Eimeriidae. The record is from RefSeq and is a predicted model, not a curated record.